CUAACUUCAAACAAUGUAAUGGGUCAUAUCUAUAUUUUAUUAGUAUUAUUUAUUUCAUUCAAAUGUGUAACGAAAAAUUUAAAGUUAUAUGUAUACUUUUUUUUGUUAUAAACCACUUAGAGAAGGGCAAGUGUUUGAAAAUGUACUUAAAAUGGUGAAAUGGUACAUUCUCAAACUGCAUAUUAUUGAAACAUAAAGGCCUCCAAAUCUGACAAAAAAUCCUCUCUUUCUUCCUUCCAAAAACACUAACAUGUUUAUGCCCAUUACCUCACAGCCUGUACAGACUGCUUAAAACUUCAUACAAAGCCCACAUUUCUGGAUAAAUCCAACCAUAACCCAUGUGAGAUUCUUCCCUUUUAAUCAUUCCUCACAAGUCACAAUCCUUCUGCUCCUCAUCUUCCCCAGCAGAUUUCGAACACGAUUUUCCCUGUCGUCAUCAUGUGGGAUUCAGAGUCUGAAUCAGGUGCUGGAAGAGACUACGAUAAUGGAGUUCUUUCUUCAACCAAACAUGGCGUCCAGACUGAUCGCUUCGAACAAAGAGGCAAAUCUUGGUUCGUUGCAACUGAUGUUCCAAGUGAUUUACUGGUUCAGAUCGGUGAUUUUAGUUUCCAUUUGCAUAAGUAUCCGCUGCUUUCAAGAAGUGGGAAAAUGAAUAGACUGAUAUACGAUUCGAGAGAAGUUGAGUUGAGCAAGGUAUCCAUGGAUGAAAUCCCAGGUGGUGCAGAAGCCUUUGAGCUUGCAGCAAAAUUCUGCUACGGAAUCGCAGUUGAUCUGACUGCCACCAACAUCUCCGGCCUCCGAUGCGCCGCCGAAUACCUGGAAAUGACGGAGGAUUUGGAAGAAGGAAAUCUCAUAUUCAAAACCGAAGCUUUUCUUAGCUAUGUCGUGUUGUCAUCAUGGAGAGAUUCAAUUCUUGUUCUCAAAAGUUGCGAAAAGUUAUCUCCUUGGGCUGAGAAUCUUCAAAUCGUUAGAAGAUGCAGCGAAUCGAUUGCUUGGAAAGCCUGUGCGAAUCCGAAAGGUAUCCGGUGGCAAUACACCGGAAAACCCAUGAAAGUUUCAAGCCCGAGUUGGAACGAGAUGAAGGAUUCGAGUCCAAGUAGGAGCCCUGUUCCUCCUGAUUGGUGGUAUGAAGAUGUUUCGAUCCUCAGAAUCGACCACUUUGUUCGUGUAAUCACUGCGAUUAAAGUCAAAGGAAUGCGAUAUGAACUCGUCGGAGCUGCAAUAACUCACUACGCCACGAAAACGCUUCCGGGGUUAAUCAAAGAAGGGAGUACUGGUAGUUUAGGCGAAGAAGGAAGUAGCAGUGGUAGUGGUGGCAUGGUGGUUUCCGGCAACUGGAAAGGCGGACUACACAUGAUCGUUUCCGGGAAUAAAGACGAUCAAUUUUCAAUUACACAAACAAGAGACCAAAGAAUGAUAAUCGAGAGCCUUAUAAGCAUAAUCCCACCACAAAAAGACAGCGUCUCCUGCAGCUUCCUUCUCCGGCUGCUACGCAUGGCGAACUUGUUGAAGGUGGCUCCGGCGCUGGUUACAGAGCUUGAAAAACGAGUCGGGAUGCAAUUCGAACAGGCGACAUUAGCUGAUCUUUUAAUCCCUUGUUACAGCAAAACCGACACCAUGUACGAUGUUGAUCUCGUUCAAAGGCUUUUGGAACAUUUCUUGAUUCAAGAACAGAUGGAAACCGAAAGCCCCGGUCGUCAAUCAAUGUCGGAAAAGCACAUGUACGACGGGAUUCAACGGAGUAAUAACUCAAACGCGAAGAUGAGAGUCGCAAGGCUCGUCGACAGCUACCUCACCGAGGUGUCGCGCGAUAAAAACCUUUCAUUAACAAAGUUUCAGGUCCUCGCCGAGGCAUUACCGGAAUCUGCCCGGAGCUGCGACGAUGGGUUAUACAGAGCCAUUGAUUCAUAUCUCAAAGCUCACCCAACACUCUCUGAACACGAACGGAAAAGGUUAUGUCGAGUAAUGGAUUGCCAGAAGCUCUCCAUGGAUGCAUGCAUGCACGCUGCGCAAAACGAGCGGCUGCCGCUCCGGGUGGUGGUGCAGGUUCUGUUCUCCGAACAGGUGAAGAUCAGCAACGCGAUUGCGAGCAACUCAGUGAAAGAAACCGGCGAUCCUCACUACCAACCAUUAGUUCAGAACAGGAAAACGCUGUUGGAAGGAACACCGCAGUCGUUUCAGGAAGGGUGGGCUGCUGCUAAAAAGGACAUUAAUACGCUGAAAUUUGAGCUUGAAACUGUGAAGACGAAGUACUUAGAACUGCAACAUGAAAUGGAGAAUUUGCAGAGACAGUUUGAUAAGGGGACGAAGCCUAAACAACAAUCGGCAUGGACGAGUGGAUGGAAGAAGCUGAGCAAGAUUACGAAGAUGAAUACAAUGGAGAAUAACGAAGUUGGAGGACAGAAUAACGUAGCACAGGCUAGAAAGGCACCGAGAAGAUGGAGAAAUUCUAUUUCGUAA
Molecule: messenger RNA, 2460 nt
Organism: Lactuca virosa
Lineage: Eukaryota; Viridiplantae; Streptophyta; Magnoliopsida; Asterales; Asteraceae
Source: the annotation of a GenBank genome assembly